AUGGCGGAAGAAGAAGAGACGAUACGACCGGAGUUUCCAAUCACAAGAGUGAAGAAGAUCAUGAAACUCGACAAGGACAUCAACAAAAUCAACUCUGAUGCUCUUCACCUCAUCACUUACUCCACCGAGCUCUUCCUCCGCUUCCUCGCCGAGAAAUCUUCUGUAGUUGCGGCGGAGAAGAAGCGAAAAACGGUUAACCUCGAUCACCUGAGAAUCGCCGUGAAGAGACACCAACCCACGAGAGAUUUCCUCCUCGACUCACUCCCUCUCCCUUCCCCUCAGCCUGUCCGCGUCACUAAAACGGCGUCGGAGAAGAAGCCGCCGCCUGUUGGGACACGUCGCAUCGACGCUUUCUUCAGUAAAGGGAAAGCGAAAGUUGGGGAAUGA
This is a messenger RNA of Eruca vesicaria subsp. sativa (arugula), 387 nucleotides long. NCBI's taxonomy places the organism in Eukaryota, Viridiplantae, Streptophyta, Magnoliopsida, Brassicales, Brassicaceae. The record is from the annotation of a GenBank genome assembly.